Molecule: messenger RNA, 651 nt
Organism: Trichomonas vaginalis G3
Lineage: Eukaryota; Parabasalia; Trichomonadida; Trichomonadidae
Product: phage fiber proteins family
Exons: 1
Coding region: 1-651 (216 amino acids)
Source: RefSeq, a predicted model, not a curated record
AUGAGUAAAGGAGACUUUGAAACGCUUAUGAAAGACAGUAAGGAGGUCGUUCAUGAAUGCAAUAAUGAAAUAGUUCAUGAGAACAGUGAGGAGGUCAUACAUGAAUGCAAUGAUGAAAUAGUUCAUGAGAACAGUGAGGAGGUCAUACAUGAAUGCAAUGAUGAAAUAGUUCAUGAGAACAGUGAGGAGGUCAUACAUGAAUGCAAUGAUGAAAUAGUUCAUGAGAACAGUGAGGAGGUCAUACAUGAAUGCAAUGAUGAAAUAGUUCAUGAGAACAGUGAGGAGGUCAUACAUGAAUGCAAUGAUGAAAUAGUUCAUGAGAACAGUGAGGAGGUCAUACAUGAGAACAGUGUUGAAAUAGUUCAUGAGAACAGUAAGGAGGUCAUACAUGAAUGCAAUGAUGAAAUAGUUCACGAUGUCGUUCGUGAAGAAGCCAUUGCAACAAAGAAUGAGAUAAAGGAUUUCAUAGAACUUAACAAGGAGGAGUUUAAAGAAGGCUAUGAAGUGAAAAGAUGUGAAGAAGAUUUCUUGGCGUAUUUGAAGAAAAAGAGACUAAAGCCAAUGGCUCAAAAUAAGUUUCAAUCGAUGUUUGAAAAGAAACGUUUGAGCUAUGGUGGUGUAAGAAGCACAUAUUACUUUGUUAAGAAGUGA